UUGGCUCACCCAUAAUUUAAUAAUAUUUAAUACAACUCACAUGAAACCCUUACAAGCGGCUGUGUGUGUUACUUUGCUGUUUCUCGCACUACAGUGACAGACGGGGAUUUUUGUUCCCUUGGAGACGCCGUAGCUGGCGCUCGCGCAGUUUCCGCCCCCCUGCAACCUGAGCAGGAAGUGAGCGGAGCCAACUGACACUAAACUAUCAAAACAAACCUACAGCAUCGUUUUUUCAAACUUGCAGCAUCCCCUGCAGCUGACAGAUCAUAUCAUCAUCAUCAUGGACGGUGUACCGACGCCUCUGCGGUGCUUCAAUGAGUACCAUUCCGCAGAAAUGCUGGUGGAUGACGGGGUGGAGACGGUGACUUCAGUGGAGCAGAAAAAAGUGGAACGCAGCAUUAAAGAAGUCGUCAGUGUUUACAAGCAAAUGCACAGCUUACCACAGCCAACGUUGCUGCGGGAACAACACUACCAAUAUCUCAAGAAGGGCUUACGUCACUUAUCAGAUGCUUAUGAGUGUCUGGAUGCCAGUAGACCGUGGCUGUGCUUCUGGAUUCUUCACAGUCUGGAGUUACUGGAGGAGCCCAUUCCUGCUGCUGUCGCCUCAGAUGUGUGUCAGUUUCUGUCUCGCUGUCAGAGCCCGACGGGGGGGUUCUCCGGGGGUCCGGGCCAACACGCCCACCUGGCCCCGACCUACGCUGCGGUCAACGCCCUCUGCAUCAUCGGCACAGAGGAGUCCUACAAUAUUAUAGACAGGAAGAAGCUCUUAGAUUUCCUACUGUCAGUGAAGCAGCCAAAUGGCUCGUUUGUGAUGCACGUUGGAGGGGAGGUGGAUGUCAG
Notothenia coriiceps (black rockcod) is the source of this 840-nucleotide messenger RNA. RefSeq names its product farnesyltransferase, CAAX box, subunit beta (gene fntb). Gene Ontology annotation, molecular function: protein farnesyltransferase activity. The annotation marks the transcript as partial. NCBI's taxonomy places the organism in Eukaryota, Metazoa, Chordata, Actinopteri, Perciformes, Nototheniidae. The record is from RefSeq and is a predicted model, not a curated record. The transcript has 6 exons. Gene Ontology annotation, biological process: protein farnesylation. Gene Ontology annotation, cellular component: protein farnesyltransferase complex.